AUGGCCGGAUCCAACGUGGCAAAGAACAGCCCGAGGCCCAGCCCGAGCCGCACGCACGUGGGUCCCGUGCCGCGCCAGAGCCCUCUCACGCCCUCCUUUCGGAGAAUCAGCCGCACCACGUGGCCCAUGCUCGGCUGUAGCGGCGGCGCGGUUACUGCUGCGGCUAGGGCUUUUCUAGUGGCGGCGGUUGCGGCGGUGGUGGCGGCAGUGGCGGCGGUAGUUGCGGCGGCGGUGCUAGCUGGGUUUGUGGCUGGGUUUGUGGCGGCGGCUGUAGCUGCGGUUGCGGCGGCUGUAGCUGCGGUUGUAGCAGCGCUUGCAGUGAGGCCUAUAGCCGCGUUUACCGCUGCCGAUUUUAGCGAUCGAGCACCCACGUCUUUUGCGGCUGAUGCUGCUGAUGUUGAUGCCAUUUUUCCAACGGACGGUGAGGAUGAUCCCUGCAGAUGCGUUCGGAUCACAUCGAACGGCUGCAGCAGAACGCCUUCGCCUAAUAAGCUCAGGUUGUUUCAUAUGGACGCACAAAGAUCUCGCGAGAGAUUCGCGCGGCUGUUGGCGGGGGACGCGGAUGGCGCGCAGCAGCUCGGCGCGCAGCAGCAGGGGGCGAGUGGAGAGUCGUCCAGGGACGGCAAUGACAGCACGGAUCCGCUGCCGCUGGCCAUGCUGACGUGGCACGAGGACAUCACAUACGCGUCAGUGUGCUUGUUCCUUCCCGAUCCUUUUUCCCUCCCUCCCCUGCUCAAUCCCUCCUCCCUCCUUCCCACCCCUCUUCCCUCCCUGUUCCCCCCCUCUUCCCCUCAUUUCAUCCAACUCCCCAUGCCCCCACCUUCUUCCCGCCUCGCCUCCCUUUCCCCAGCUCUGCGCGUACCCAGACGACUUUUGAGGCGCCUCAAAAGUCUGCGCGUACCCAGACGAGCUCUGCCAGCAGCAUACCGCACCAGGCGCAGCGCAGGAUCAUGCCUCGUCACGCACGCACUGAGCUCGCUUCCCUGUCCUCCCCCACUCCUUCUCACCCCCCUCCUCCCCAGCUCUGCGCGUACUCAGACGAGCUCUGCCAGCGGCAUACCGCACCAGGCGCAGCAGCAUCGUCAGGCCCGUACAAAGCUCUCAUUCUAUGCGUUCUGUUUACCUCCCCUUCCCCUCUCUCUCGUCUCUUCUUCCUCUCCCCAGCUCUGCGCGUACCCAGACGAGCUCUGCCAGCAGCAUACCACGCCAGGCGCAGCAGCAGCAGGAGCAGCAGCAGCAGCAGCAGCAGCCGCAACAGAUGGUGCGGCGAUACAGGGAAAUGCCGAGGCUGGGAGUCUAGAGGCUGGGAAUGCCGAGGCUGGGAGUGCCGAGGCUGGGAACACAGAGGAAGCAGGGGCGACAGGCAAAGCAGGAGGCGAAGCGGGCCACCAGGGUUCGAUUCCUGCCGCUGUCAAAGCAGCAGUGCUGUCGGAACUUCAUAGCAACGGCUAUCUCAAGGCAUUCCAGGCGCUUGUGUCUGAGGGUCAGGGGCUGGCGGGCAGGGACGACAUCAUGGCGGAGAUCAGAGCCGUGGCGGCGGAAUGCACGCAGCUUCAAGCUGUGGCGGGCGGCUUCAAGCAAGCAGUCACCCUGCGCCGGCAGUACAGCAAGGGGAGCGCCAAGCCACCAGGGGCGAAGAGUGGGAAGGCAGGCGGGACGGUGAGCGCGGGGGCGGACCCCCUGACCGUGUUUGUGGUGGACCGCAUUCGGCAGUUCUCCAGCUGGGACACCAAGCACGCGCUGCUAGGAGCACACAGCAUCAGCGCCGCACCCUCCUCCGCCUCUUCCAAGCGCACCUCCCUCAAGCGUCUCACCAGCACGCCGGUCAACACCAACCGCCGCUCCCUCGCCAAGGCCACUCUGGUGGCUGCUGCAGUGGCGGAUUCAGGGGAUGGGACGGAUGGGGGGAAGAAGAAGGAGGAGGAGAAGCCGAAGAAGAAGAGUGGAUUUUUUAAGCUGGGGUUGAAGGAGGGGAAGGAGAAGGGGAAUGGAGGCGGUAAGGCUGGUGGCGGCGCCGGUGGUAAGGGGGAGAAGGUUUCGGUUCAAGAAAUCUUGAGAGGGCUGUAUUUAUUCAACAACGCGGCCUACAUUCAAUCCCUGUUCCCUGACCUGCGUAUGUCAAAGGAAUUCCGGCAGCUGGCAGACACGCAGAUGAACCGCUUUCUAGACGUGCUGCUCAAAGAUAUGAUGUCGUCCAUAGGAGCACCCACCACGAACAUUUCUCCAGCCGAGUUCCAGAAAAGGCUGGAUGCAUUCAACGUGGCGUUUGAGGAGCUCUGUUUCAACAUGCGCCGAUUCCACGUGCACGACUCGGUCGCGCGCACGCAGAUCCGCGGCGUAUGCCACGAGCGCAUCCUCUCCACCUACAAGGAGUUUCUCAUGCCCUUCAGGGAGGAUCUAGUGGGCUUCCCAGAGUACCGCUGGUCUGUCAGCAGCGCGAAGCGAGUCAUGCAGAAUUUCUUCAUUUAA
Messenger RNA from Closterium sp. Yama58-4, 2469 nucleotides. The record is from the annotation of a GenBank genome assembly. NCBI's taxonomy places the organism in Eukaryota, Viridiplantae, Streptophyta, Zygnematophyceae, Desmidiales, Closteriaceae.